Molecule: messenger RNA, 2382 nt
Organism: Gekko japonicus
Lineage: Eukaryota; Metazoa; Chordata; Lepidosauria; Squamata; Gekkonidae
Gene: NCOA5
Product: nuclear receptor coactivator 5
Exons: 8
Coding region: 87-1769 (560 amino acids)
Biological process (GO): regulation of signal transduction
Cellular component (GO): nucleoplasm
Source: RefSeq, a predicted model, not a curated record
GCCGCCGUCGUCUCCCGUCCCCCUCAGGAGAGCGUCGCAGGACCCUCCCGGGCCCCGAUAUUAAUAAAGCAGCGGAAAGAAGAAAUAUGAAUAAGCCUCCCACAAGGUCCAGCCCAGCACGAAGAGAGAACUAUGGAUACGGAGAGAGAGAAGCAAGGCGUGAUCGCUCUCCUGUACGGGGCAGUCCACGGAGGGAACCUCGAGAUGGCAGGAAUGGCAGAGAUUCCAGGGAUGCACGGGACCCUCGGGGUCGAGAUGUGCGUGAUGCCAGAGACCACAGAGAUCCCCGAGACUUCCGAGAUCCUCGAGAUCUUAGAGACCCCAGGGACGUGAGGGAUCCCCGGGACCCAUUGUAUGAUCGUUACAGGGAUGGCCGGGAGCCCCCCUACAGGCGAGAGGAGGGCUACGCCCGCAGUGAUGACUAUUACAGACGGAGGGACGACACCUACUACGACCGUUACCGUGAUCACUUGGACAGACCCCCCCUGAGUGCUGAAGAGCGCAUGAAGCGGGAGGAGCGGCGCCGGGAGGAGCUGUAUCGCCAGUUCUUUGAGGACAUCAAGCGGCGCAUUGAUACGGAGCGACCUGUGGACUGUUCUGUGAUUGUGGUCAACAAGCAGACCAAGGACUACGCGGAGUCAGUUGGGCGGAAGGUACGCGACCUUGGCAUGAUGGUGGACCUGAUUUUCCUCAACUCAGAGAUGUCUUUGCAGCAGGCUCUGGACGACGUGAGCCGAGGGGGGUCUCCUUUUGCCAUUGUGAUCACCCAGCAGCACCAAGUCCACCACUCCUGCACGGUCAACAUCAUGUUUGGCACACCCCAAGAACACCGAAACAUGCCACAGGCAGACGCGAUGGUCCUGGUGGCCAGGAACUAUGAGCGCUACAAGACAGAGAUCCGGGAGAAGGAGCGCGAAGAGAUUGCGCGGCAAGCUGCCAAGAUGGCCGACGAGACUAUUCUGCAGGAGCGAGAGCGCCCCUCAGCUGGAGAGGAGGGGGCCCGAGGGGGCCACCCACCGGGCAUCCAGAGUCUCCUGAACUUGCUGGCGGAUAACCGUUACUUGACUGCAGAAGAGACCGACAAGAUCAUCAACUACCUGCGGGAGCGCAAGGAGCGGCAGCUGCGAGCCAGUGGGGACUCUCUUCCGGCUUCACUUUCCCGACAAGCCCUUGGGGCAUCUUCCGGGUCCUCGUUGGCCACCUCCACCAACCUGCCGAGCACCCAGAGCAGCCAGGCGCUGGCACAGCCUGCCUCGGCCACAGCCUCUUCUAAUCCCCAGCAGGAGCUACAGGCCAAGAUCCUCAGUCUGUUUAACAGUGGGGCGGUGGCGGCCGCCGCCAACAACAGUCCCUCUGUGGGAGGCUCUCAGGGUCAGAGCUUUCCCUCUGGCUCCGCCACGCAGAGCCGGGCCGUGCAGCUCAGCUCCACCGGUUUAGGCCAGUCCCAGCAGCAGCAGCGGGCCCAGGGCCAGGGCCCCCAGUUCGCGAGCCACCAGGGCCCCGCCAGGAAUGUUGGCCCGAGAGCUGCGCCUCCACAGCCAUCCCAGCCGCUGUACCAGAACCGGCCGCCUGCACCAAGCAAUGCUGCGGCUCCACGGGCGGCCCCUUCUUCUGGGAUCAACUUCGACAACCCCAGCGUGCAGAAGGCCCUGGACACUCUGAUCCAGAGUGGCCCAGCCCUCUCCCACCUGGUGAACCAGACGGUGGGCCAGUUGCGGGCAGUGCCUCCUGCCCAGCAGCCCAUGGGCUCCUACCAGCGGCAUUACUGAGGCCAGAGCAGGCUGUCUCCUGCCGCCAUUCCCGAUGCCCUCGACUGUGCAUGUCACUCACACUUCAUAUCCCGGCCCUCCUGCUCUCACCCGGGGGGAGCGGGAGAAGGUGGUCUCGGCUGUGUGCUCUUCCAUGGCUGCUGCUGCUGCUGCUGCUGCUGGAGCCGCUUGUGCCCUCCCUUCUCCAAGCCCUGCCUCUGUUGCCUGGUGCUGUUGGCGUCAGACUGUUGGGCCAGAGGGUGACUGCUGGGCUGUUGUUAUCCCAGACUUUCGGAUUCCUCAAGGGACGGUGAUGGCUUAGCCUUGGGCGGAAGUCUUCCCUCGUGUAAAGAGCUGUAGGCCGGGCCCACCUUCUCCCCGGGGAGCCUGCCUGUAGGCUUUGGUUGCCUGCAGGUUGGCCGCUCCGUGAAAUGGCUGAGUUGCUUUCUGUGUUGGCGGGGGCCUGUUGGGCCCUGCAGACCCCCCCUCCCCCCUUUGAUUUGAUUUGAUGUUGUAGAACCGAGAGUUAACUUUGCUAGGAUGUCAGGUGGCGGUCCUUUCGCAGUUCAGGCCACCAGCCUAGGCACUCUCGGGGGGCGGGGGGGCGCGCGUGCCAGUUAGCUGUAGAUGUUUU